AUGUCACCUGAUACACAGAACAUUAUCCUUGUAGAGAGUCGCGGGUCACAGGAGGUGGAGGCUCGGACAGUAACUGCCUUUUCUCUCCAGGACAUACUGGAUGGUCACAUUUCUUACACUCAGACUGACCACACCCACAAGGAGCCGACUCAAGACAGCUUUCUCUUUAUAGUGACCGAUGGCACCAACCUAACACCACUACAUCGAAUCAACAUCACUAUACAUCUGGUCAAUGAUGAAGCACCAAUGGUGAUGACUGAACAGAUAUUUGUACGAGAGAACUUCAAUGUGUUGGUGACCAAUGCCUCCCUGUAUGUUGUUGAUAUUGACACAUCUGCUGAUGACCUCAUCUUUACUCUGGAUACAGCCCCACAACAUGGGUCAAUGGGGAAGAGAGUUUCUGUACUGGAUCCAGUAGUGUCUGCCAGAGUUCUCCGCUCUAUAACUCCCAUCAAGUCUAAAGACCUACAAGCCACAGACAUUGACUCCAAUGAUGCUCGUAUAAAGUACACUAUCAAGAGGGACCCAACGAGUGGCCGUCUGAGACUGAAUCGGUCAGGGAACCCAGACCCACAAACAGUCUCCAUCCAUGGACCAAUUCAUCAUUUCUAUCAGGCUGACAUUGAUAAUGGUCUCCUUGAGUACCAGAACAUGGCAGGGGAGACAACUGGUGUGAUCACCUUCAAAUUUGAUGUGUCGGACCCAGAGGGCAACCCUCUUAUUGACCAGAUAUUCUAUAUAACAGUGUUAGAGGACCGAAUCCCACCACAGAUGCUAGCUAACAAGGAGCUUGUGGUAUCUGAAGGGGCGGAGGUGAAGAUAACCACUGACAACCUGUCCUUUACUGACGUUGAUUCCGAGCCAGGGACACUACAGUACUUCCUCUUAUCGGCCCCACUGUUAGGACACUUGGAGCUCACAGACAACCCAGGAGUACCUAUAUCAGAGUUCACUCAGUCAGAUCUGGCGGCCAACUGUGUGUUAUAUGUCCAUGACAGUCCAAAGGAGGUCUACAGUGACCGCUUCACUUUCACCGUCACUGAUGGAACCAACGAAGUGACGCACAAAUUCAAUAUUGCCAUCAACCCGGUGGAUGACGAGAUACCUGUUGUCACUAACAAUGGAAUGAGGGUCCAGGAAGGGAUACGCAAGGUCAUCACAGAGUUUGACCUCAGGGCUGUGGACAAGGACACUGGUGAAGACCACAUUGUAUUCCAAGUAAUUCAGCUCCCACUCCAUGGCAGCCUUGACCUUCAGGAGGGCGAGGAAUACAAACCAACUCUGACCUUCACCAUGCUGGAUAUCUACAAUAGUAGAGUCAGUUAUCAACAUGAUGGUUCUGAGACAAGGGAAGAUAACUUCUCCUUCACUGUAACAGAUGGCGCCACCUCCAUGUUUGCCAUGCAGAGAGAUCAUCACAGGGGUGAUAUCUUUAUACCCCAGUCAACCCCAGGGGAGUUCCAGAUUGAGAUCCUCCCCAUGGAUGAUGGCAGUCCUGUACUGGAGGUCAACAGAGGGCUUCAGUUUCUGGAGCUCGCAGACAGCAGUGCCUAUAACCUGAUUACAUUUCGAGAGUUACAAGCUGUGGACGUUGACACUGCUCCAUCUGACCUAGUUUUCCUUGUCACUCACACACCACGUCAUGGUCGACUGGAGAAGACAGCCAACCCAACUGUACCUAUCUUCUCCUUCAAUCAAGAGGAUGUGAACAAUGGACAAAUACAGUAUGUAUUGACAGGAGAUGUGACAGAGAUGGAGGACAGUUUCACCUUUGACCUUAUGGAUAAGAAACCGAACCAUAUCCCUGACAAUGAGUUCCACAUCAUGUGGUCUGUGAUCAGUUUUGAGCGACCAUUAUUGAACAUCACCGAGUCUGCUGGAGUAAUCCGAAUUCCUGUGACAAGGACAGGUAACCUAAAGCAGUAUGCCAUAGUGACGUGCAGAACACAACCGGGAGAAGCUACCUCUGAGAAGGUCAGAGCCCGCCCUGGCACGCAUGACUUCAUCCAACAUUCUGGGCAGGUCCAAUUUGAUGAGUGGCAAGAAACCAAAGUUUGCAGCAUUAUCAUCAAUGAUGACUCUAUCUACGAGGGACCAGAGAGGUUCUAUGUGGACCUGGUAGAUCCUGUGUACUCGUUAGUCCACCCUAGUCAUGGCCAGGCGCAGGUCACCAUCUACGACACAGAGGAUGAACCAGUAAUCAAGUUCCACCAGCCAAUCUACUAUGUCAAUGAGAGCGACGGCUAUCUCUCUGCCAUACUGACGAGGACAGGUGAUUUAGGAACAAGUGUGUCGGUGAUUUGUUUCACCAUACCUCUGACAGCCAGAGGGAGUGAACUAACCCACCUACAGUCUGGCUCUGACUACAUCACUCGUGGUAACACCAACCUCAACAGAGUUGUCUUUCCACCAGGAAUCAGCACUGCGUCCUGUGAAGUAAAGCUUGUUGAUGACAGUGAAUUUGAGCCAGCAGAACAAUUUGAGCUGUCAAUCUCUGAUCCGUCAGCCAACUGCCGGCUAGGACCAGUCACCAAGGCAACCGUCAUCAUCAAUGGACCAAACGAUGUGUCCAUUGUGCAUCUUGCCUUGCCGAGGUUCCACUUUGAUGAAGAUGCUGGUAAUGUUGAAAUUGAAGUGCUGCGUACAGGUGCUGACCUCGCCCAUGACACAGUAGUAUGGUGUGCCACAAGACUAUCAGAUAUACCCUCUGCCACUCCUGGACAGGACUACAUACCCAGCUCUAGUCAAAUUACUUUUGGCCCUGGGCAAACAUCUGAGAGAUGCCUGCUGACCAUUAUGGAUGACGAGGGUGAUCCGCGAAGGGAAGGUAACGAGACGUUCACUGUAUUUCUGAGUUCUCCUACAGGAAGUGUGCUAGUGGAACCUCACACGGCUACAGUAGUUAUCCACGACGACCACCUGGACAUGCCUAACAUGCAGUUUUCUAAAGACAACCAGACAAUCAGCGAGUCAAGUGGACAGGUCAGUGUGGCUGUAGUAAGAUCAGGAGAUCUCAGCUUUGAAUCAUCUGUUAUCUGUUACACCCGACAGAACACCGCCCUGGUGUCCGAGGACUACAUAGAACGGCCGCUCAAUGAAGAAUCACGCUUAUUUUUCUUACCUGGAGAAAAGAUGCAGAGCUGUGUGGUUGGAAUUGUUGAUGAUGCCAACUAUGAGCCGACAGAGAACUUCCAUCUUCACUUGGCUGAGGCCAUGGGUACAGAGUCUUGUGAGGCUGGCAUAGGGAGAAUAGACAAGACAGAGGUCACCCUGACUAACCAGGAGGAUGUGCCAACCUUAGGAUUUGAGCAACCUGCCUAUAGUGUACAGGAGCCAGGAGUCCAAGAGAUGACCAGGACACUGGUCAUCAGGAUCAGUAGGAUCGGUGACCUAUCACACACGUCCAGUGUCCGAUGUAGCACCAGGGAUGGGUCAGCACUGUCGGGGGUCGAUUAUAGCCCCAGGAGUCUCAUCAUCAUAUUUGAACCAAAUAUGGCGGCAGUAGACUUCCCAGUGGAUAUCCUGUACAACAGUGCUAUUGAGUGGCAUGAAUCCUUCACAGUGGUCUUGGGGCCAGAGGAUCCCAUGGGGGCUGAGCUCAGCCUAGUGUCUGUCACCACGGUAACCAUCCUAGAUGAUGAGGUGUCUGGAAGUCUGGUACUACCUGCACCUCCAGUGGUGGUGUCACUAUUACACUAUGAUGAUGUGGAGACAGGCAGUAAGAGGAAACCAUCUCCUGGAUAUCCUCUCAUAUGUGUCUCAGCGUGUGAUAUUCACUACCCAACCUACACCAUCACACAUACGCUGUGUGAGGAAUCCAACAUCAACCAGUCUUCCAUUUUGUACACAUGGGAGGUUGCUAUGCCUGCCAAUGACCAGCUGAAAUCCAAGCCACCUUUUGUCAUGGUAACAGAUUCCACACUUUUCACAAGUGUUAAUAAGAUUGUACUGGACAGUGUUUACUUUCGUCCUAUGUUUCAAGUUCGGUGUAUUGCACAACCACGACAUGCCAAUGGAAAUCCAGGAAUUUCAUCAAAGAGUGAGCCUGUCACUAUCAGCCAUGAAGAGGGCAUUUGUAAGGCCCCUGUGUUUCAUGGAAGCCCCCACACCAGCUAUGGUGCGCAGUCUUUCCUGGCCAGUCUUAACUAUAUAGGUCCUGAGGAUCCAGAUCAUCCCAAUACUAUCCACAUCUCCAUCCAGAUCCCACACCAGGACGGCCACCUCCCUCUAAUAUCCACCUUUCCCCUCCACAAUCUACGCUACCUGUUGGCCGAGCCCGUGUACAGACAACAACAUCUGUGUUCAAACCUAAUCACACCCGAGGAGAGACAUGGCAUCAUCGACUCGGGAUUUCUGGACAAUCCACAGGCUUUUCCACCAGUGUAUAACUUUCCAUACCAGUUUGACUCUCAGCUGAGAGAAAAUCGCACCAUCGGUCUGUACAAACACCUAAAUCUUAAGUCAUGUGUGUGGUCCUUUAGUGCCUGGUACCACAUGACCGACCUGGUCGAUAUCUGUGGCGGUAAAGUCAUCUCUGACUUCCAGGUUAAGGGUGCAGGCCAGACCUACCUGACCGUCUCUGUGCCCCUGUACGUGUAUUAUGUGUAUGUUACUGCCCCUGUGGGAUGGGGCUCCCUACAGCACCACACAGACAUGUCCUUCUCCUUCUACUACGACAACAUCCUGUGGCAGGCGGGACUGGAGGGGGAGGGAACCACAGGUGGGGACCUCCAAGUUCUCAAGGUCCUGGUCGGCCGAGAUGGCAAACUUGUCAUCGAUCUUAAGACACAUGCUAAAUUCAGAGGCAUAUAUGUCCUUAAACACCACACCCUGCCUGGAAUUGAGAGUCGCAUACUUCCACCAGAGGGCAUGGCAAUAACCUUUGACCUGACCUUGAUGUGGGGUCAGCAGACUUUUGAUAGUCCUCAUCAGUUGUGGCGGGCAACAAGUAAAUUCAAUCUUAAGGAUUAUACCGGGAAGUACAUCAUUGAGCUGAUACCAUGUACAGUAUCAUCUACUCAGGUGUUUACUGGAGGUCAGGAUCCUAUACCCUGUACCGGUCAUCAGCCCCAGAGGUUUGAGGUACCUAUAGCCUUCCAACAGUCCAACAGGCCCGUACCUCUUGUGUAUACUCUCAACACAAGGUUCCAGCUCACCAACAAUCUACAAACCUUCCUAUUGGGCCCAGACAAAGCACAGGACGAAUUGAACUUUGAUGAUACAACAUUCACAAUUGGUGAGGAGCUUUUUGGCCGUGUCAUGUGGGACCUAGACCAGGAUCUGCGCGAUGCCUACAGACUCUCAGUGCAGAAAGUUUACCUCUGUACCGGAAGUGAUGGGUUUGUGCCGACCUAUGACCCUAAAGGUGAUAUCUAUGGUGAUGGGCCUCAGUUUGGGUGUAUACAGCCUAGUAAAAAUCUACGCCAUAGAUUCCUCAUCCUGGACCGUGGCAACCCUGACGUGAUACAGACACACUUCCACAAUGUAGCAUUCAAUGCCCAUUUCUGUGGAGAUUCACCAGCUCUGGCUCAUCUGGAGGACUUUCCGGGAAUAGACGGCUUCAGCAUGAGUACAGACCCCCUAUACAAGGUAACUGCUGGUAACCAGUGGUAUUUACAAGUGGUAUACAUCAUUACCCGGGACGACAUUUCUCUCCCCGAAUACCGAAACAGAAGAUCAUACCGUUCCAGACGGGACACAUCACCAGAUCAAGAGGAUCCUUUGGAUAAGCCUCGUAAUGGAACAAAUAUAAUAGCCAUAAAGUUAGAAAUAGACAGCUCUCAGUCCAAUGGGGAUUCCCCUACUGAGUUACCCUGGGUAUUACCAGUGGUAGUGGUACUUCUAGUCAUAGCAGUGGUAGUUGUAGUGGUGUGCUGCCUGUGCUUCUGUGUCCGACGGAAACGCCGAAGAAAAGACAAAGAGCAGAGCUCUGCAGUUACAAGAAGAAGUAAUAUAGAAAUUGCACAGCAGAAUUCUCUACGAUCAUCACAUCGACAGAACAGACUGUCACAGUCCAAAAUUAAUGUGAACAUCAUGGAAAUUAAAAACACUUCAGUUCACCAGACAGAAAAAGAUAGAACUUUUAAUGUGAAAAUCAAAGACACCAAUAUAAAAUCUCAGGGAAAAACUACUUAUAAUGUAUCAGGGACAGAGGUUUGAUGUUGUAGACUUAUCUUCCAUUGUUCUGGGCCAGUCUAUUGUGAUACAUGGGGGUGAUGGGUGAUUUGUAUACCUACUUUUAUUUGUAUUAUGGAUAUAUUUAUCAGACUAAAUGGUAUGAAAUCAGCUAUCUGUGAUUUGUGGGUGGAGCAGUGUAUUCCAUAAUAUCUUGUUGGUAAGCUGUUCAAACAUGUAGUCUGUUACUCGAUUGUCAACUGUCCAUAGCUUCAGGCCAUGAUGUCAAAUUUACAUGCUAAAAUAUCUAGAUGAUACUCAAGUUCUGAAAUCAUCCAUUGCUAUAAGUAUAUAAUAGCUAAAGUCCUUCUUUGAAUUUGAAUAUUUACUGAAAACAAUGUACAACUCAACACUACAAAAAUGCCUGACAUUAUUGUACAGCUGAGGGUGAAGUGCAAUACAAUAUCUUUGGUACGUGCCAUACAUGUCUGUCUAUAGAGGGAUCGGACUGAACAUCUAUAGAGGGUCUGACUGAAUGUCUGUUUAUAGAGGGGUCUGACUGAACAUCUAUAGAGGGUCUAACUGAAUGUCUGUGUAUAGAGGGGUCUGUCUGAACAUCUAUAGAGGGGUCUGACUGAAUGUCUGUGUAUAGAGGUGUCUGUCUGAACAUCUGUCUAUAGAGAGGUCUGACUUAACAUCUGUCUAUAGAGAGGUCUGUCUGAACAUCUGUAUAUAGAGAGGUCUGACUGAACAUCUGUCUAUAGAGAGGUCUGACUGAACAUCUGUCUAUAGAGGGGUCUGUCUGAACAUCUGUCUAUAGAGAGGUCUGACUGAACAUCUGUCUAUAGAGAGGUCUGACUGAACAUCUGUCUAUAGAGAGGUCUGACUGAACAUCUGUCUAUAGAGAGGUCUAACUGAACAUCUGUCUAUAGAGAGGUCUAACUGAACAUCUGUCUAUAGAGAGGUCUAACUGAACAUCUGUCUAUAGAGAGGUCUAACUGAACAUCUGUCUAUAGAGGGGUCUGACUGAACAUCUGUCUAUAGAGAGGUCUGACUUAACAUCUGUCUAUAGAGGGGUCUGACUGAACAUCUGUCUAUAGAGGGUCUUACUGAACAUCUGUCUAUAGAGGGGUCUGACUGAACAUCUGUCUAUAGAGGUGUCUGUCUGAACAUCUGUCUAUAGAGGUGUCUGUCUGAACAUCUGUCUAUAGAGGGGUCUGACUGAACAUCUGUCUAUAGAGGGGUCUGACUGAACAUCUGUCUAUAGAGGUGUCUGUCUGAACAUCUGUCUAUAGAGGUGUCUGUCUGAACAUCUGUCUAUAGAGGGGUCUGACUGAACAUCUAUAGAGGGUCUGACUGAACAUCUGUCUAUAGAGAGGUCUGACUGAAUGUCUGUGUAUAGAGGUGUCUGUCUGAACAUCUGUCUAUAGAGGGUCUAACUAAAUGUCUGUGUAUAGAGGGGUCUGACUGAACAUCUAUAGAGGGUCUUACUGAACAUCUGUCUAUAGAGGGUCUAACUGAACAUCUGUCUAUAGAGGGUCUUACUGAACAUCUGUAUAUAGAGGGGUCUGACUGAACAUCUGUCUAUAGAGGGUCUUACUGAACAUCUCUCUAUAGAGGGGUCUGACUAAACAUCUGUCUAUAGAGAGGUCUGACUGAACAUCUGUCUAUAGAGGGUCUUACUGAACAUCUGUCUAUAGAGGGUCUUACUGAACAUCUCUCUAUAGAGGGGUCUGACUAAACAUCUGUCUAUAGAGGUCUGUCUGAACAUCUGUCUAUAGAGGGUCUAACUGAACAUCUGUCUAUAGAGGGGUCUGACUGAACAUCUGUAUAUAGAGGGUCUUACUGAACAUCUAUAGAGGUCUGUCUGAACAUCUGUCUAUAGAGGGGUCUGUCUGAACAUCUGUCUAUAGAGGGUCUAACUGAAUGUCUGUGUAUAGAGGGGUCUGACUGAACAUCUGUCUAUAGAGGGGUCUGACUGAACAUCUGUCUAUAGAGGGGUCUGACUUAACAUCUGUCUAUAGAGGGGUCUGUCUGAACAUCUGUCUAUAGAGGGGUCUGUCUGAACAUCUGUCUAUAGAGGUGUCUGACUGAACAUCUGUAUAUAGAGGGGUCUGUCUGAACAUCUGUCUAUAGAGGUGUCUGACUGAAUGUCUGUCUAUAGAGGUGUCUGACUGAACAUCUGUAUAUAGAGGGGUCUGACUGAACAACUGUCUAUAGAGGGGUCUGACUGAACAUCUGUCUAUAGAGGUGUCUGACUGAACAUCUAUAGAGAGGUCUGACUGAACAUCUGUCUAUAGAGGUGUCUGUCUGAACAUCUGUCUAUAGAGAGGUCUGACUUAACAUCUAUAUAUAGAGGGUCUGACUGAACAUCUGUCUAUAGAGGUGUCUGUCUGAACAUCUGUCU
This is a messenger RNA of Pecten maximus, 8521 nucleotides long. Its product is annotated as extracellular matrix protein FRAS1-like. Bases 1 to 6159 code for a protein of 2052 amino acids. Gene Ontology annotation, cellular component: membrane. The record is from RefSeq and is a predicted model, not a curated record. The transcript is spliced from 31 exons. Gene Ontology annotation, biological process: cell communication. Lineage: Eukaryota; Metazoa; Mollusca; Bivalvia; Pectinida; Pectinidae.